ACGCCACUUAACGCAAAAUGGAAGCUGCAUUCUGAUUGGCUAUUACAGACUGUGUCUUUUAAUAAGUAAACGAAAGCGCACUGUUCUGUACUCACGUUUAGUCUUUUAAAAUGUGAAUUGUAACCUGUAAUCUGUGGGCAUAUUGGAAUGGGGGGAAAAAAAAAACCUGAAAUGCAACCAAAUGUUAGAGCGGAAUGCAAUUUAACCCUCUGUUACUGUCUCCAAAACUUGAGCCUCCUGUCCAUCUUGUUUUGAGGCACCGCUUGUACGGUAAACGCACCCGGUAGAUUCAAAGCUUUGUAAAGUCCAAUAUAUAUUGUUGUUCUUAAAUGGAUAGACAAGGCGAAAUAACAUUUUCGCGCGCGUUUUAAAGUUCCUUUGUCGGAUAUUUUUUUCUUCCGGAGUUGUUAGUGGCGGCGCAGGAGCGGUUGUGUUUUUGGAGAGGUUUGCGUAUGGCGAAUGUGCAUUCCGAAUAAAAGGUUAGCUGACAGAAAGGCUGAUAGUGGUGUAUUGUGGGAGACGUAUCAGCGAGCAGGGGCACACAAUAUGUGUUGGCUCGCAAAAAAGGAGGCAGGAGUCUUUAAAACCAUGUAAUGUAGUCAAGGGAAUGUAAACGAUCUCGCCGUUUUGGUACAAAGAAAGCCGAUCCGAAUAAGCAACAUAAUGUCCAGGCCUGGCGAAAGGUCCAGGGUAAACGAAGAGCACGGAAAAAAGCUGAGUUCAAGUUUGUUGAACGGAAUGGAGCACAGCAACCCGGUCGGCUGCUCUGGGGAGAAGCGAAGCCACCAUUGGAGAAGUUACAAGUUGGUUAUUGAUCCAGCGUUGAAAAAGGGACCGCAUAAGCUCUACCGCUACGAUGGGGUGCAGUUUAGCAUGCCCAAUCCAGGAAUGCCACCAGUUGAUUCUGUGCGGGAUCCCCGGAUUGGUCGGAUUUGGACCAAAUACAAGGAAACGGACCUCCCAGUCCCUAAAUUUAAGAUCGAUGACUGUUACGUUGGACCAGUACCCCCGAAGGAGGUUACUUUUGCGAAGUUAAACGAUAACAUCAGAGAAGGUUUUCUGUCGGACAUGUGCAAGAGAUUCGGAGAAAUCGAGCAAGUCGAAAUUUUGUACAAUCCAAGAAAUAAGAAGCACCUGGGGAUCGCGAAAGUGAUCUUUGUCUCAGUUAAAGGAGCGAAAGAUGCCGUGCAGAACCUCCACAAGACUUCAGUCAUGGGGAACAUCAUCCACGUGGAGCUGGAUACGAAAGGUGAAAAUCGCAUGCGGUACUUCGAGCUGCUGGUCAGCGGACUCUACACCCCCCGCACUCUCCCUGUGGGGAACGAGCCUGUCCAAGAGGACUCUCCCCCAGGCGUGAGUGACCCCCCACAGGCUAGCGACCCCGGGAAGCCUGCCCUGCAGCGGCCCACGGAGAGCAGCGCGGCGUCGGUGGGGAGCGCAGCCACCCCCACCAGCAGCAGCACCCCCUUCUCCGUGGACACGGCCUACUCCAGUCGGCAGGACACGCCAAACUCCUACAGCCAGUUCACGCCGCAGUCCCAGGGGACGCCUCACACCCCCCGUCUCAGCGGGACGCCCUUCUCCCAGGACUCCGGCUACUCCAGCAGGCAGACCCCUUCGUACCACUACGGGUCCGACAAGCCCAGGAGACACGAAACCAAAUUCCAGGACGCCUACAACCGCCGCCCCGAGCGCCACUACGUCCACAACACAACGGGAGUCUACCGGAGUUCAGAGCAGAAUGCUUCUUCAUCAUCUUCAUCAUCAUCUUCUUUCACCAGCAACUUCAAGCCCCAUCCGCCACCAGCGGAGCCCACAGCAGCUUACUCCCACCCCCCGGCUGCUAGUCACACGAGUAACUACAAGUCAGCCUUUUCUCCUUAUCAGACACCCCCGCUUCCUCCUGUGUACCCCCACGCUGUGGAUCAGCUAUUCCCACAGACUUCCAGUAGCAUAGGAGAGUACAGGAGGCCUGCACCCCCUCCUGCAGAGCCCUUUGCUCUUGGCAGCGGCAGCAGCAGCGUUGACUUUGUUCCUGUCAAGGAGAAGCCGAAUACGCCUCCCCUUCCUGACACCACGUUGGUGGGCGAGCAGCCCAGCUCGACCUCUGUAAAUCGGACCCCCGAGAGGUGCGAGACCCCCGGCACCCCCACUCUGGAGUCGCAGAUACAGCACAACAGCCUGGACUCGCGCAUCGAGAUGCUCCUGAAAGAGCAGAGGACCAAGCUGCCCUUCCUCAGCGAGCGCGAUUCGGACAACGAGAUCCGCAUGGAGGGCAGCCCCGUCUCGUCCUCUUCCUCUCAGCUUUCCCCCAUCCCCCCUUACAGCAACUCCCAGCCCAGCUACCAGGGCACCUCCCCCGUCUCGCGCCCCUCCACCGCGGGCCUGGAAGACAUCAGCCCCACCCCCCUGCCCGAUUCGGAUGAGGAGGAGCCCAUCCCCGGCACAGCCGCCCUCCUUCACAACUCCAGAGCCGUGUCGGAGGCCAGCGCCACCCCCAUCGACCAGCCGGGCACCUCAGAGCUGAAGGAGCCUGUAUCUGGAGACCAGACGCCCGCUUCUGAGAAGAUGGAGGAGGAUCACCACUCUUCCGGAGAAGACAUGGAGAUAUCGGAAGACGAGAUGCCCGGCACACCCAACUCGAGCGGAGACAAAUCCAUUGUUGUCAACUCUUCAGUCUCCAUCGCCAUCCCUCACCCAGGAUUCCCCCCUCUCCCCCCUCAGGGGGGAUUCCCGCUGCCUCCUCCCCCCCUGCCUCCCCCUCCGACCCACCCGGCCGUUACUGUGCCCCCGCCUCCCCUGCCCGCGCCCCCGGGGGCACCCCUCCACCCCAUGCUUCACCCCCUGCACCCCUUUGCACCCAGUAUGGUGCCCAUGAUGCAGAUGGACUUGGCGAAUUGCUUGGGGCACCCGUGGGGCGGCAUGUCGAUGUCCUUUCAGAUGCAGACCCAGAUGCUGAGCCGCAUGAUGCAGGGCCAGCGGGCGUACCCGUACCCUCCCUUCAUGGGCGGAGGGGGGAUGCAGUUCACCAACCUCCCCCCCUACCGGCCCUUCUCCAUGGGAGCAGCUGCAGCAGCGGGGGCGACCAACAUGGCCCACGGGCAGCCCUGGCCCCCCCUGCCUAAAUUCAACCCCUCGGUGCCCCCACCCGGGUACGAGCCCAAGAAGGAGGACCCCCACAAGGCUACGGUGGACGGGGUGCUGCUGGUCAUCGUCAAGGAGCUAAAGGCCAUCAUGAAGAGGGACCUGAACCGGAAGAUGGUGGAAGUGGUGGCGUUCAGGGCCUUUGACGAGUGGUGGGAGAAGAAAGAGCGUUCGGCCAAGGCCUCUCUGACCCCGGUGAAGUCGGGCGAAGUGAAGGAGGAGGACAAGGAGAAGAUGAAGCCCAGGGAGCCCGUCACAUCCAGCCUGCUGGAGAACUGGAACAAGGUGGAGGGGCUCGGGUACGAGGGCAUCGGGCUGGGCAUCGGCCUGCGUGGGGCCAUCCGCCUGCCGUCCUUCAAGGUGAAGAGAAAAGAGCCUCCAGACCCUGCCUCCACUGGAGAUCCCAAGCGAGUCCGCCCCUCCACUCCGGCAGACGAUGAGCUGGAAGAUGAAGAGUCGGAGCGGGACAGGGACGUGGCUGACCUGGCCUCGGACGUGUCCAAAAAGGACGUGGACGUGGUGGCAGUCAGGCGGCGGCACGGGAGACCGCUGGAGCUGGACAGCGAAGGGGAGGAGGAAGAGGAGACUUCCGGGAAAGAGGAGGAAUCGUCUUCGGAAAAGGAAGAGCAAGAUGACAAUGAGGCUUCCGAGAAGUUAUCAUCGGACAAGGAGGAGGAGGAGAGUGAUGAAGAUGACGAUGAAGACGAGGAGGAUGAAGAUGAUGACGUUGAAGUCAGAGAAACCGAACCUGACUCUGCGGAUGAAGAAGUAGAAAGCAUCUUCUCCUCUAAAGCUGGACUCGAGUCGUCAUCGGAAAGCGAAGAUUCCUCUGAGUAUGCAAGCAGCUCAGAGGAGGAAGAAGAGGAGGAGGACUACGAAGAAGAGGAAGAGGAGGAGGAGGAAGAAGAAGAGGAGAAAGUGCCCCUCAUUUUAGAGUCAGAGGAAGAAGCGGAGGUGGAGGAGCACGCUGACCUCAAGCCGGCCACUCCCACCGCUGCAGAGCCCCUCGCAGAGGAGGACAUUGAUGUGGAGGACAUGGGUGGAGAGGCCAGGCCAGAGGAGCCGGCAGCGCACCCCAUCAGGGAGGAAUCGAAGGGAGAAACCCGGGGAAAAGACAGAGUGGAGGAGGACGAGUUAAAGACAAGGCAACGGGUAGAAGAAUCCAUAGCGGACGAAACAGCAGCCAGUGAACCGGAGCCCGAUCAGAGGCCUCCAUCUCCCAAAGGACUACUGGAGGAGUCUGACCCCGACAUCGAGAUGGAGCCUGCAGUUUUGGAGGCUUUGAAGGCCGAGCCCCCUGAGGACCUUGGGAAUCUGAGACCCCCGACUCCCACGGGGUCCCUAGGCGACAGCGACCUGGACGUGCGGCUCAAGAGCAAGUUCUCCUCCCCCUCUGUCGAGGAGGAGGAUGGGCUCCCCAGGACCCCCGGCCGAGAGAUCUGCACGCAUUCCGACCCCGAGCUGCCUGUACCAAAGACUCUGCCUUCCUCCUUCGCUCCUGCCCUCCCUCCCACCCCGGGCAAAGAGAUCCCCUUCCUUUCUCCCGAGCUUGCUGCCAUCGGCAAGCUGUCGGUCGAGGAGGACCUUCCGAGGACGCCGGGCCGGGAGUUUGUGGGCAGAGUCGCCAUGGGUCUGGGAAAAUCCCAGAGCACGGAGACGAUCCCGGCCACACCUGGCAGCGACGCGCCUCUGACUGGGAACAGCCUGACUCUGAGCUCUCCCCACAUCCCCGGCAGUCCUUUCUCCUACCCCUCGCAGUCCCCGGGCGCCAGCAGUGGGAUCCCCCGAACUCCAGGGAGGGAUUUCACCUUCACCCCAACUUUCCCCGACCCUGCCACUGUAGCAGCCGCUGCAGCCUCUGGCCUCCCCAUUCACAGGAAAGCUUCCUUCGACAGCUUGGAGGACAGAACAUUGUUCAAGGAGCCAUCCACUGUGUCUCCACUGAUCAACCUCAACUGCACGGUCCCCCUGGUCCCAAUCGCCACCCACUUGCCAUCCGGCUUCCCCAAGGACUUUGGGCUGCCCCAAUCUGGCCCUCCUGCUUCGGAGCUAACGCCCACCUCAAUCAGUGUGCCAAACGAGGCAACCCCUCCUGUAGCAACCCCUCCCAAGAGAAAACCAGGGCGGCCAAAAACGAAAAAGGUUUCUUCCCCGCCGUUUCUGUCUCUGGAUACCACAAAGGCAGAAUACGCGGGAGGUGAGCUGAAGGUUAAGGACUCGUUUGUCGGGGAUCCGUCGACGAUCACCCUGGACUUCAGGGAAGAGCUGGGGAAGGCGGAUGUUCUGGAUAAGGUCCCGUUUCAGGAGCUGGAGAACAGGCUGGCGGAGGAGGAGCUGGAGGAGCUGGAAGAGGAGGAGCUGGUGCAGAAGCCCCGCAAGCAGCUGACCCGGCGGCACCGGAGGAAACAGGAGGAGCUGCUGCUGCUGGCUCUGCGCAGCCCGGACUUCUCCCCCCCCAGGCCCUCCUUCCGGCUGCGCUCCGACUUCGAGGAGAUGACCAUCCUGUAUGACAUCUGGAACGAUGGCAUCGAUGAGGAGGACGUGCGGCACCUGCACAUCACCUACGACAAGAUGCUGCAGCAGGACAACGGCAUGGACUGGCUCAACGACACCCUCUGGGUCCACCAUCCUCCUACCAGAAUUCCCAGUGUGAAGAAGAAGAAGCGGGAUGACGGGAUGCGGGACCACGUGACGGGGUGCGCCCGCAGCGAGGGCUACUACAAAAUCGACAAGAAGGAUAAAAUCAAAUACCUCAUCAGCAGCCGUCCCGUCACAGAGGAGACUCCUGAGGAUACGCAAGGGAUGAGUAUCCCAGCGCAGCCUCACGCCUCGACCCGGUCCGGCUCGGAGAGACGAUCAGAGCAGCGGCGCCUCCUGUCCUCCUUCACUGGCAGCUGUGACAGCGACCUGCUCAAGUUCAACCAGCUCAAGUUCCGUAAGAAGAAGAUCAGAUUCUGCAAAAGCCACAUCCACGACUGGGGUCUGUUUGCCAUGGAGCCCAUAGCAGCGGAUGAGAUGGUGAUUGAGUAUGUGGGCCAGAACAUCAGACAGGUGAUCGCAGACAUGCGAGAGAAGCGCUACGAGGACGAGGGCAUCGGGAGCAGCUACAUGUUCAGAGUGGAUCACGACACCAUCAUCGAUGCUACCAAGUGUGGCAACUUCGCCAGGUUCAUCAACCACAGCUGCAACCCCAACUGCUACGCCAAGGUCAUCACAGUGGAGUCCCAGAAGAAGAUUGUCAUUUACUCCCGGCAGCAGAUCAGCGUGAACGAGGAGAUCACGUACGAUUACAAGUUCCCCAUCGAAGACGUCAAGAUCCCGUGUCUGUGCGGAGCGGAGAACUGCAGGGGGACCCUGAACUAGAGAGGGGGGUUGCACUGUGCCAAAAAGAAACAGGAAUCCACUCUAGUAAAAUGGAGAUUACCCCCCCCGACGUAUGGCACUUCUCCUCGGGCUUGUAGACAGGCGGGUGCACACGCAGGGGAGUCCAGGACUCUCUCUGGCGUCGUUGUUGUUUACGAUUUCAGGUGCUCUUCCACAUGCCACUUUCCACCCCAGUCUAUCAGCAGAACAACACUAGUGUCCCUCCCCUCCUUCUCCCAGUCCCCAGGAAGCCUGCAGUCUCAGUCACGCAGGGACGCGGCACCUGUACUAAAUCAUCCAUCUAGGAGUGCUGCUACUUUUUCUUUUCAGAGUGUUUAUUGUACAAUGAGAAUAAUGUGAAACAGUAGUGGUGAGGUUGACUGAAUGAUUAGGUUUUCGUUUUGGUUGUUUGGCCUUGAAGUUUGCACAGAAUCUGAAGACGUCACUGUGGGUAGUUUUUUUGUUUUGUUUUUUGUUUUGUUUUGUUUGAUUGCGAAGGAGCUGGCUGGUAUUUCUGUUGCCUGUAGCAUUGAUGAGGGGCUGGGGGUGGAAGAGCCCAAAUCCUUCAUCUUCUUGUAGGGGGAAGGAUGACUCGUACACAGCUUAGUUUUCCAGAUUUUCAAAAAGGCCUUUUUUAUUCUUUUGGCACUUAUUAGCAGGCUUAUACUUUAUAAAUCCAGUCAUUUGAGCUGUGCAGUGCGUGUGUGUCAAAUAGAAAACAUAAGCAUGUCUCUUGAAAAUGAUCAUUGCGUUCUUCACCGUUAGAAAAAAACACUUUGUACACAGAAGCAUUAUUUAUUUAUUUCAUCCCACUCACUCCCCUUUUUAAAAUCACACGUGGCUCCCGUAGUUCAGAGAAGGUUGUGUAAGUUAAAAGCAUCUACUGCCAUCUACAGGUGACUUUGUAUUACUGCAGCACAGUUCCUGUAUUAUAAGUGAAACUAUGCAUGGUCCUCGUGCAGUGAAUCUCAUGCUCAUUAAAAAGACCUAAGGUGGUUGAAAGGACAAAGGUUUAAUAAACGCACAAGCAAGCAGCUUAGGUCAGGCUGAGAACUUGCACUUUUAACACAUUCAAAUAUAUAGAAUCUUACCUGACUUCACUUCCGGGGCCCUUUGACAAUUUCUCUUAACGUUUGUCUCCCACUUCUCCUCCUGUUGCGUUCUCAUUUAUUCACCGUGUCGUUUUACUGCAGAUGUGUUGUGCAGCAUCCUGGAAAUGUACAUUCAUAUUUUCAGAGAAUUGAAAAUCUGCUCAGGAUUCUCAAUAGGGAGUCAAUGGCUUCUAUGAAAACCAGCAGCGCCAAAAACGGCCUUUCAAACCUGAACAGAUCUCCAGCUCGGCUUCCUCUGGCUAAAAUGGAGGGUUUUUUUUUUUCAGUAGAGCAGUAAGCACAGAUAACAAUGAAUACAGCUGUUUGUGUAAAGCGACAGGUGUGUGGAAAACAUAGCUAUUGUUUUCUUUGUAUAUGUGCAAUAUUCACUAAGUUAAUAAUCACUACAGAUAAACUCAACAGUCACUAAACUAUCCUCUCUGAAAUUACUACAAUGUAUUAUUUAGGGUAACCAGGGGUCUCACUUGAUCUGCAGUGUGGGUUAGAAAACAAAAAAAAAAGUGCUCCUACGCUAAAGAAAAUACGGCUGCAGUCUUUGCUCAUUUAUUAAUGACAUGGUUAUUUCUGCCUUCGUUUUCUGUUUCUCCUGCAAAAUAAUCAAUUCUUAUUUUCGUGUGUAUAAUGCAUGAAUGAGUCCUUCCCAUGAUCCCCUGGUGGGCUAGUAAGGGUGCGAAUGCAUGCCUUAUACAUGUGAUCAAUGUGAUUUGGAAAGGAACAUGAAAUGAAUACGGGCAAUUCAAUCCACAUGAAUUAACAGGGCUGAAUUUAAAACGAAUGACUUCAGAACUCCAAGGAAGUGCAUGUAAGAUAUUCAGCCGGAAUUCAUUAUAAAUUUGCAGUCGUUAUUUUAAAGCAUUACCCUUGUAUCCUUUAUGGCAACUGCUGCUUUAGAGAGUAGCGCAGAACAGUAUCAGACUUCUGCCAUUCUCGAUAUUAUUUCAGUUACAGGCACAGAAAUACCUUCCAGCCGUGACCAGGCGAUGCUUCAGAUCCACAGUGGUAGCAUUCUUUGUAUAGUCCAGUGCUUUUGAUUUGUUUUCAAUUAUAGUAACAUUUCUUUCUCACCUUUUUUUAUACAAUGAGUUGUAACAUCUGUAUUUGUACAUAAGCUAGCUUAUUCUUUCUUUCUGUUUUGCGAAUGCACAAUGGGUUAGCAUGUAGCUUUGCUUGCAUGUCUCCUAGGACUCAAUCAGAAGCUGAAAACAGGUCAUUCAUCACGUCUUGACCUUCCGAGGACCCCCCUGCAUCUUCGACCGAUCCGCACAACUUGAGGGGAGGGGAGGGGGGGGGGGGGUUAGGAAGGCUUUUAAAAAUGUUAAUUCUGUACAGGGUGGGCUUUUAUUUUCUAUCUACCAGACGAAAGUUUUUGUUGUUUUUUUUUUUUUUUUUUUUAAGAUAAAAACAUUUGAUUUGAUCUUUUUUUUCAGGGAGCAGUUCCAACACAUACAUGUAGAAUAAAAAAGUGAUGAAAACUUUUUUUUUUUUUUUUUUUUUUUUAAACAAAGGUGCAUCUUGUAUAUAGACACACCCAGAUCUUGUCAAAAAAUUGUUUCUUGUAGAAACAUGCAUCUGCUUUUUCUUCUCCCCCCUCUUCAUUUCUUUGUGCUUCCGAAGAUUGUAAAUAAUCUAUUAAUGUGAAUAUUGUCAUUUUUUUCUGGGUUUGCUACGAAAUACAGCUUGACUCUCAAAACAGAGGCGUAUUUAAGAGGAGCUGGAUGCUUUGUUUUCAGCUUGUGUCAAGCUUACUAUAAAUUAUGUAACAAAAGAAGAAAACUAAAUAGAAUGGACCUCUGAAAUUUGCAGAGGAGCAUUAAGAGUUCUUGAACAGUGACACUAAGAGUGUCGGGGGGGCUCAUGGCAUAUUCUGUUUAUUAGAGGGUGAAUCUUGUGCAGAAUAAUCAAAAAGCAAUCUUAAAAAUGUAUUUUAAGCAAAGCUAAAACUGGAUUUUUGUUUUUCCCCCAAAAAGAAAAAUUUCUCCUUAAUUGCCACGGUAAGAUUUGUACAUGUUCUAAGAAACACUGUAAGGGACAUAUGAAGCCCCAUCAAUGGUGGUUUAAGACAGUUGCUUGCUUUUUCAUAAUGAUGUACAAUACAAAGCUGUCUUCUUAGGGACCUGUAAAAUUAAAAAAAUAUAUAACUUUGGGGUUAUUUCUUUAAAAGGGUCUCGGCGUCGGAACUGUUUGCAAUAAAAUAUUUUAUUGUUUAUCCCCCCCGGUCCCUCCCCACCCCCUUUCUUUGGGAAGACCCUGCUUUUUGAGAUGUAAUAUUUGUAUUUUUUUCUUUCUUUAAAGAAAUGAACGUGUUUUUUUUUUUUUUUUUGUGCAGAUAAAUCAUGUGCCGUGUAUCUUGUUUUGACGAAAAUGUUUUGUUGUGGGUGUGUCUUGCUGUAUAUAUUUGUUCAUAUUUUUGUUGAAUUCUUUACUAUGUACUAUUGUAUCAUAGUAACUUUUAUAAAGCAAUCCAUAAAUAUACUGACUUUUUCUUAA
Molecule: messenger RNA, 10106 nt
Organism: Acipenser ruthenus (sterlet)
Lineage: Eukaryota; Metazoa; Chordata; Actinopteri; Acipenseriformes; Acipenseridae
Product: histone-lysine N-methyltransferase SETD1B-like
Exons: 18
Coding region: 664-6507 (1947 amino acids)
Cellular component (GO): Set1C/COMPASS complex
Molecular function (GO): protein binding; histone H3K4 methyltransferase activity; RNA binding
Source: RefSeq, a predicted model, not a curated record